Molecule: messenger RNA, 1185 nt
Organism: Etheostoma spectabile (orangethroat darter)
Lineage: Eukaryota; Metazoa; Chordata; Actinopteri; Perciformes; Percidae
Gene: nop9
Product: NOP9 nucleolar protein
Exons: 7
Coding region: 148-1182 (344 amino acids)
Biological process (GO): ribosomal small subunit export from nucleus; endonucleolytic cleavage in 5'-ETS of tricistronic rRNA transcript (SSU-rRNA, 5.8S rRNA, LSU-rRNA); endonucleolytic cleavage in ITS1 to separate SSU-rRNA from 5.8S rRNA and LSU-rRNA from tricistronic rRNA transcript (SSU-rRNA, 5.8S rRNA, LSU-rRNA)
Cellular component (GO): 90S preribosome; preribosome, small subunit precursor; nucleolus
Molecular function (GO): RNA binding
Source: RefSeq, a predicted model, not a curated record
CCGCCCGCUGCUACGUCAUCACUACGCGUCCAAAACACAGGUCUACGGGCUUCACAUCUGGCACCCAGAAGAUCAAACUGAGCAUCCUCUCUAACAAGAAAGACCCAGGCAUUCCACUUGUAACCUGCAUGCUGUAAGGUCCAAGCUAUGUUGACAAAAACAGAGGAAAGGAAGCCCCAGAAAGGGGAAGGGAAGAAGAGGAAACAUCCUGGUGAAGAUGGAGAUGGAGGGGAAAGCAAGAGGAGGGGAGGUGAAGAAGGAAAAGGGGGUCAGGGAGACGGUGGCAGGAAGCGUCUGGACGCCCUGAGUGUGGGCUACUUCCGCCGAGUUGGGGAAAGACUCAGUGAAGGCUUUGAAGAUGACGAGGACAGAGAGAUGUUUGUGGAAAAUGUCCUGACAGAAGUGAAAGGUAAAGCAACGGUGGUGUCGAUGGACCAGACGGGAAGCAUCACCCUGCAGCGGCUGCUCCCUCUGUGCAGUCCUGACCAGGUGGCCACGGUGCUGGCUGAACUGGGUGGAGAAUUAGGGUCAGAGUUUAAAGCGGUUUCUUGUGAUCGGUGCGGCGGCCACGUAGUGGAGAGUGCAGUCAGACAGAUAUCCAGGUGCACAGAGGCGUCUGCUACUGCAGAAGAAGAAGAGGAGAGUUGUGGAGUGUUGGAGGCCCAGGUGUUGUCUUUAAGUAGGGCGGUGAGAGACAACAGCGAAGAGUUCAUCAAACAUGUCCAUGGCUCACACGUGGUCCGCACACUUUUACAUGUGCUGGCAGGCUGUCUCGGACCAGCCCGCACUGAGACUCGUCCAGGUACAAAAGAACCCCCAGUCGCUCCUCAACUGAAGAUUUUGAGAUUCCCCCCCCUUUUGGUACGGCGGGAAAAGUUAAAGAGACCUUUGGACAACUUUAAAUUAUUUUGUCUCUCCCAGGGCCAGUAUGUUCCAAUGGCCUGCUCCAGGUUGGGUAGUCGGGUGCUGGAAGCCAUAUGGAACAGUGCAACAGUCAGUCACAGGCAAAGCAUCGCACAGGAACUAGUGCUGAGUGAAAGCCAGCUGAGGUCGGAUCAGUUUGCUCGCCAUGUGUGGGCCAAAUUUGCCCUCUCCCACUUCACCCACAGAAGAGCUCACUGGCAGGAAAUACAGGCAGGCGAGUCCAAGAAGCGGAAGCUGUUCAGUGACAUCCUUGAGUAAAAA